Messenger RNA from Leptosia nina, 450 nucleotides. NCBI's taxonomy places the organism in Eukaryota, Metazoa, Arthropoda, Insecta, Lepidoptera, Pieridae. The record is from the annotation of a GenBank genome assembly.
AUGACAUGCCGUAGGCGGGAGCUCUCCGGUUACCCUGACGACAUGUUUGCCGAUAACCGGGCAUACGUCAAGGUGCCGAACGGCGUCGACCUUUUCAAUGAGCAGAAGGAAUGUCCAGGCGGCAUCAGCUCUCGCGGUGACCACUACAUUUAUUGCUCGCUUUAUUGGAAACACGCUUCCGCGUUCCUUGCCAACUGGGUCAAAGCCUGUCUCUGGUUAAUCACUCUUCCAGAAGUUCACAAUGCAUUUAGAGAUCCUCGGGACAUGCGAUGGUCCACGCUCUGCCGAUGUAAACCAAUAAGCGACAGUCGGCACUCGCCCCAAGAUUCCCAUUCCAUUAGGUGUCGCCGAGACGCGCAAUUUGCAAAUGAAAACAACUUAUUGAAAUUCUUUCGCGGGCCGCAUCCAGCGCGGCCUCGCCUGUUCUCUGCACUCGCUUCAGAUGGCUGA